This is a messenger RNA of Raphanus sativus (radish), 2045 nucleotides long. RefSeq lists its product as uncharacterized. The transcript is spliced from 2 exons. The record is from RefSeq and is a predicted model, not a curated record. Lineage: Eukaryota; Viridiplantae; Streptophyta; Magnoliopsida; Brassicales; Brassicaceae. The coding region runs from base 355 to 1812 and encodes 485 amino acids.
UCUCUGUCUCUCCCUCUAUGUUUCCAUAUCGAUGUGUAUAUUCUUUUCUCUGUCUCGUCUUCUUCUUCUUCUUCUUCUUCUCUUACUCUGUUUCUUCAAAAAAAAAAGAAACUCAAUCUUCAGCUUAGUUAUCCGCGUAUGUGUGCAUCUCUGUUUUUCUUAUUAACGGCAUAUUUUGAUUGGAAAAGAAAGAAAAAAAAAUGAUUUUCGGAUUCAUUAUUGAUGGGCUCACCCGUAUACGUUUUGUGGGGUAAAUAUUAAAGCCUCAAAAGAUAAAUCUUGAUAAACUUUCAAGAAGUCAGAGAAGAAAGCUUAUGCAUCAUCAUCAUCAUUAUCUAGUUUCUUGGUAUAACGAUGAACAUGGUUAUUGCAGAAACAGCUGAUCUCUGUUUAAUGGUGAGCUUGACGAUGGAAGAGAAGCAGUUAGAUUUCAACCGCCCGCUUCUAUCAGUUAGACGUCCCACACAAGCUUCAGAGUCCGAGAGCAAACCAAGAUCUUCUUCUGAUCCACUAACCAACAAGAUCCCUCCUCCUUCUUCUGCUUCUCCACCGGUUUACAAGUCUGAUAUCAAGUCAGGUCCCGUAAGGAACCCAGGAACCGUCCCUUUCCAAUGGGAGCACAAACCGGGAAAACCGAAAGACGAAACCAAACCGGAUUCAUCGCAAAGCUUCGUCGAGCCGCCACGUUAUGUGCCAAAGCUUCCUCCUGGGAGGAGAGUUAGACAACGAGAAGAAGCAUCAUCAGUGAGGAAACGUGAAACUAGAGUGGAGGAGGAUGAUGCAAAGAGUUGUUGUGAUGCUGCAGCCGAUACGCUUUCUAGGUCUGAGUCGUUUUUCUACAACUGUAGUAAUGUGAGUGGUGAUGGUGGGACGCUAGUAGAGCCGUUUGGAGCCUUGUCUAGUGAUAGACAGACACAGGAUCUAAUGAUGGGGAGGUUCUUGCCUGCGGCUAAGGCCUUGACUUCAGAGACACCUCUUUCUAGGAAACCUCCCAAGCCAGAGGAACCGGUUAAGGAGAAACAGAACAAAGCUGGGGAUCAGAUGAUUUGCUUGAGAAGCUCUUUUGGAGUGAGCGGUGUUUCUGUUCGCCGUAUGCGUUCUAAGUAUCAAGAUUCUAAUGGAUCAGUUGCACAGGAGGGUGGGUCAUCAUUAGCAGUUGAAAGCUCUUGCACUUCACGCACUAGAGUCAGCAGAAACUUUGGUCAGCUCUUGGCUAGUGAUGAUAAUACAUGGAAACCUUCUUCUGAUGCUCCUGUGGUUGCAGAGAAAACUCUGUAUGUGGAUACUGUGCAUUCACUAGACAAGAAGGUACAAGAAGACACCAAGGAGCUUUCUUCACUAGAUGCUGUUGUUCCUGUUAAAGAAGAAGUUCAGAACUUGAUUGGACCCGGUGAAGAAGCCACCGAGCAAAGUGUCACUGGAGAUGAGGCUCUCACUGGAUUCUCAAGUCUUGAUCAAGCCAAUGUGGUAGUGGAGAUUGCAAAGGAGAAGAUUGAUCUUGAAGCCAAGUUGGAGAGAAAGUACACAGCGAUGAAUCACGAAAGUUCUAGGCUUCACCAACGUUCAAGUUAUCAUAUUGUGCCACCACCACCGUUACCAAAAGCUCCUUCAGAUUCUUGGUUGAAGCGUACGUUGCCAACAAUCCCAACAAAGAACAACUCAUUCACAUGGUUACAGUCUCUUGGAGCUGAUAGUAAUAAGAUUAAUCAAGCAAGUCCUAAGUGGGAAACUAUGGUCAAAACCUCCAAUAAUACACAGCAAGGGUUUGUGUGCUUCUCCAAGGAAACACUCAACCCUAUACCAGAGGCGUAGCAUGAUCUGUAUGUUUUACGCACACCAAAUUACUUGUAAAUUUCAACAAUAAAAGAUGGGAUGAGCCAAUAAAGUUUGGGGAUUUUUAGUUUUAAAUCAUGAAAUAAAAGGUUCCUAAAAAGCUAUGGAUAUAAAUGUCUCAUUUCAUUUGUUGGGGUUGUACAGCUAACAGAGAAUUUAUGGCAAUAAUACUCCAUAAUUCCACGUGACACUAUUUCUUUUGCCCUUCUGUA